This is a messenger RNA of Paramacrobiotus metropolitanus, 1442 nucleotides long. RefSeq lists its product as uncharacterized. The record is from RefSeq and is a predicted model, not a curated record. Bases 388 to 1341 code for a protein of 317 amino acids. NCBI's taxonomy places the organism in Eukaryota, Metazoa, Tardigrada, Eutardigrada, Parachela, Macrobiotidae. The transcript is spliced from 4 exons.
GCAUUGUUAGAACGUCGAGUAAUGCGGAACUUUUGGCUGUACACCGGACUCUGUUGCACGUUCGCCCACUGGCUGCGUUAUGCAUCUGUCGACAAGCUUGCGUCUACAACUUCUCGUAUCUAAAAUCGCCAUCCACGGCCCGCGAUGAGCUAGUCUGACUACUACGUGUAAUGGCGAAACACGAGCUCGCACAGCAUACCAUGCAAUUGAUGCAAACCGUCAACAAAUUUCAUGAUACAGCCAAGCGCAACUGAUUCACGUUUGUGAAAUAGUCAAGUGCAUGAUUACCGAGAGCUAUAACUUUUUUGAUUUUUUCUAGGCUUGUCAAAGCGGUAUCGCAAUUUAAAUAAUAAUAUUAAAAUUGUAACCUUCCGCUCUAUUGCUGCCAUGGAGUCAACUGCUAACGCGCCGUCCUCGGCAGUCGCUCCGCGUGUGGCACCCUUCCAGAUCGCUGUCAAUGGCGACAGCGAAGCACAUUCUAUAGGUCGAGCAUGGCGGCUGUGUAAGAUAGCGAAGCAGUACGGAAACGGUGUCUUGGACGUCGUGCACGGCAGAACCAGAGAGCUGCUCAAGAAGCCCGACGUCAACGAAACUCUGCGCUACGUUGGCAAUGAUGUCAUUCUGCCAGUGAAAGGCUGCCGUCGACGAUGUCCUGCAUUUCCUGGUCGGUAUUGGAAGAGUUUUUCCUGUAGACCGUUGUCAGAUGAUGCUAAAAUCUGUCGUGACCGUGCUAUAUUCAUCGCACCAUACAUCGGGUGGAUGAUCCUUCACGCCGCGUUGGCCACUUGGAUUUUCCUCAUGAUAACAACUGCCUGUCACGAAGACGGAAGCGGAAGUCUGAGCUUUAACAACGCAACCGUUGCAAUCCCCAAAGAAUAUUUCUCCGUAGAGCAGUGGAUCGGGGCUGCUAACAACGAUUCGGCAAGAUACGACUGGAACGCUGUAUCUGUUAACGACACCAAGGACACUGCCUUGCGGAAGUUGUGCUUUACGAUUCACUGCGGGCUUGAUUUAGAUUCCGAUACGGUUAGAUACAUAUGCACCUGCCCGCGAUCAAAGGUUAAAGGAUGGUUGUGGGGAACAUCAGCAUAUGCAAACGCCGUUUGGGGUUUAUGGAUGGUGUUGGCUCAGGUUGUUGGAAUGAUUGGCAUGUUUGGCAUGCUUGGCUUCCUCAAGAUUUCCUUUUGUAGUAGGCGCUGUGACGGUUGUGUAUUAGUUUUGCCUGUGAUACUAUUUACGUUAUUGUAUGGUUGUGGUUUGUUAGAUUCUCUUGUUAACUUUUUCUAUGUAGUAGCGGCUGUCGCUCGUGUAGCGCCUAUCUUUUACGGCCUGUUGAGCUAAUCCUAGCCGAACAUUCCUGCACCCUGCUAUCCUCACUCUCUCCGCUCACUUAAACCAUGGGGUCCCAUAAGCAGCUAACAAUAAGAAGUGGCUUCAUCGUU